Fonsecaea nubica is the source of this 459-nucleotide messenger RNA. RefSeq names its product large subunit ribosomal protein L4e. Bases 1 to 459 code for a protein of 152 amino acids. The record is from RefSeq and is a predicted model, not a curated record. The transcript has a single exon. Lineage: Eukaryota; Fungi; Ascomycota; Eurotiomycetes; Chaetothyriales; Herpotrichiellaceae.
AUGCCAAGACUAAGACAAGUGCAAACACUGCAAACAUUCAACACGGUGAAAAUCACAAGUCCAACACCAACGCCGAGACACCAGCGCCAAGACAAAAAAAGCGCAAACAGUGCAAACAUCAGGACCACGAAAAUCGCAAAGUCCACAAGCCCAGCCAAGACCGCGAAAAGUGCAAACACUGCAAACAUCCAGACCACGAAAAUCACCAAGUCCCCCAAAACCGCCACCACUCACACCGCCAACGCUGCCAACACCGCAGAACGGGCCUCUGGCCGCAAGAGGGCGUCAAUACCACGUCACCGACACCGCACGGAGCAAAGAGGACAAGGAAACUACGCCCAACACCGCACGGCAAACCGGAUCAGCGCAGUGCAAAGGCCACAGCGCCGCCGCCGCAAAACAGGAGACUUCGCCGCAAACCAGGUCUCCUUGGGCGACAGCGAGGUCACGGCGCACUGA